Tribolium castaneum (red flour beetle) is the source of this 411-nucleotide messenger RNA. RefSeq names its product large ribosomal subunit protein eL38 (gene RpL38). Gene Ontology annotation, molecular function: structural constituent of ribosome. NCBI's taxonomy places the organism in Eukaryota, Metazoa, Arthropoda, Insecta, Coleoptera, Tenebrionidae. Gene Ontology annotation, cellular component: ribosome; cytosolic large ribosomal subunit. The transcript has 5 exons. Gene Ontology annotation, biological process: protein-RNA complex assembly; translation. The record is from RefSeq and is a predicted model, not a curated record. Bases 146 to 358 code for a protein of 70 amino acids.
AUUGAAUAAAAGGUUUUGGUUCAAGUUUUGUUUGAAUUUAGCGCCCAAGGUUGUAGUAACUUGUUUGGUGAUUUCACCGCUGCCAACAGCUCUUCUCGUAAAAAGUGUUGACAGAAGGUUAGGUCAGACCUUGCUCAUCACAGAAAUGCCACGUGAACUUCAUGAAAUUAAACAAUUUCUCCUCACAGCGAGGAGAAAGGAUGCCAAAUCUGUGAAGAUUAAGAAAAACCCGGAAAACACUAAGUUUAAAGUACGUUGUUCAAGAUUCCUUUACACCUUGGUUAUCACUGAUAAGGAGAAGGCUGAGAAGCUGAAACAGUCGUUGCCCCCAGGUCUCCAAGUGAAAGAAGUGAAAUGAACUUGAAUUACUUUUACUUUUAUAACUUAAAUAUAAAUGUUAACUGAACAAAA